This is a messenger RNA of Onychomys torridus (southern grasshopper mouse), 2305 nucleotides long. It is a transcript of the gene Kifc1, whose product is annotated as kinesin family member C1. Gene Ontology annotation, biological process: microtubule-based movement. NCBI's taxonomy places the organism in Eukaryota, Metazoa, Chordata, Mammalia, Rodentia, Cricetidae. The coding region runs from base 266 to 2158 and encodes 630 amino acids. The transcript is spliced from 11 exons. Gene Ontology annotation, molecular function: microtubule motor activity; ATP binding; microtubule binding. The record is from RefSeq and is a predicted model, not a curated record.
GCGGAUCCGGAAGUAGGUUCCCAGUGUCUGGGUCUCGGGCGCCGAGGUGACGGGAAACAGUUGCGGCCGAGAGGGCGUGGCCCCGAAGGCGGGGGGCACUGUGAUUGGCUCGCGGCCGUGUCGCCGGCGCGGAUUGGCCUCUGCGGAUUGAGCGAGGCCCCCUUUAUUGGAAGUGAAGAGGAACUUUGAGCUGAAGACAACCCUCGUCAAGGCCUCUUCCCGACUGCCCCUUCCAGGAACCAGGCUCAAGAGGGGUCCUGACCAGAUGGAAGAUGCCUUGGAGCCUGCAAAGAAACGGACACGAGGCCUGGGUGCAGUGACCAAGAUUGAUAGAGCCCGCCCCAGAGGAGCACUCAGCACGGUGUCACAGACACAGGGCCCCGCUGCAGCUCCGAAAGGCCCUAAGAAGACAGGACUUCGAGGCUGCACUACGGUUGGUCCAGUGCUGAAGAACCAGAAACCAGCUCCUGCUGUUCCUGCCCAGAAGCCUGGCACAUCAGCUGCCCCUAUGGUGGUAGGGAAGAGGCCUGGCAAACGUCCUGCCUGGGACUUAAAGGGUCAGUUGUGCGACAUCAGUGAAGAGCUGAGACGCUAUCGGGAGAAGACUCAAAAGCUGGACCAGGAGAACCAUGGGCUUCAGGAGCAACUCAAAGAGGCCCAGGAGCAGGCUGAGGCCCUGGGGACAGAGCGGAACACCCUGAAAGGGGAGCUGGCCAGUGUACGGACCCAGGCCGAGCAGAGCCAGCAGAAACUGGACAAUCUGUGUGUCCGGGUCUUGGAGCUGGAGGAAUGUCUGGGUACCAAGGACAGGUUGAUUCAGGAGCUUCAGAGAGAACAGCUGGAGUUGCAGGAGGAACGGAAGGCACUGGCCACCCGACUGGAGGAGCAAGAGAGGAGGUUACAGGCCUCAGAAGCGGCUCUGUCAAGCAGUGAAGCAGAGUUGGCAUGUCUGCGGCAGAGAACUGCAGCCCAGGCGACCUCACUGGCUGAGCAGGCAGACCGGCUGCACGGGCUGGAGAUGGAGCGCCGUAGACUCCACAACCAGUUGCAGGAGCUGAAGGGCAACAUCCGGGUAUUCUGCCGGGUGCGCCCUGUCCUUGCAGGGGAACCCACUCCAUCCCCUGGCUUCCUCCUGUUUCCCCAUGGCCCUGCUGGACCGUCUGAUCCCCCAACCCGCCUUAGCCUCUCACGGUCUGAUGAUCGGCGUUCAACCCUGACUGGGGCACCAGCACCCACUACCCGCCAUGAUUUCUCCUUUGAUCGGGUUUUCCCACCAGGAAGCAAACAGGAAGAAGUAUUUGAGGAGAUCUCCAUGCUUGUCCAGUCAGCACUGGAUGGCUACCCUGUGUGUAUCUUUGCCUAUGGACAGACAGGCAGUGGCAAGACCUUCACUAUGGAGGGUGGGCCUGGGGGAGACCCCCAGUUGGAGGGGCUGAUCCCUCGGGCCCUGCGGCAUCUGUUCUCUGUGGCCCAGGAGAUGACUGGCCAGGGCUGGGCAUACAGUUUUGUGGCAAGUUACGUAGAAAUCUACAAUGAGACCGUCCGAGACCUGCUCGCCACUGGGGCCCGGAAGGGACAAGGGAGCGAGUGUGAGAUCCGUCGGGCAGGUCCAGGGAGUGAGGAGCUUACGGUCACCAAUGCACGCUACGUCCCUGUUUCCUGUGAGAAAGAGGUGGAGGCUCUGCUCCAGCUGGCCCGCCAGAAUCGGGCUGUGGCCCGUACUGCCCAGAAUGAGAGAUCAUCACGCAGUCACAGUGUAUUCCAGCUACAGAUUUCUGGAGAACAUGCUGCUCGGGGCUUGCAGUGUGGUGCUCCCCUCAACCUUGUGGACCUGGCUGGGAGUGAGCGGCUAGACCCUGGCUUAACCCUUGGCCCUGGGGAACGUGAUCGUCUUCGGGAAACGCAGGCCAUCAACAGCAGUCUGUCUACAUUGGGACUGGUCAUAAUGGCCCUAAGCAAUAAGGAGUCCCAUGUGCCUUACCGAAACAGCAAGCUUACCUACCUGCUGCAGAACUCGCUGGGCGGCAGUGCCAAGAUGCUCAUGUUUGUGAACAUUUCCCCUCUGGAAGAGAAUGUCUCCGAGUCUCUCAAUUCACUACGCUUUGCCUCCAAGGUGAACCAGUGUGUUAUUGGUACUGCUCAGGCUAAUAAGAAAUGAAGAUGGAGCCAGAACCUGAUUCCUGUGCAAGCGAGUGUGCAUGUGUCUGUGUAUUUUGAUGUGUAUGUUCUCAGUGGGGGUGGGGGUUGAGAAAUGCUUUUAUUGGGUGGACAUUAUGUACCUAAUUACCAAAUAAAGAAAUUCUGU